AUGAUGACCAUGACUACGAUGGCUGACGGCUUGGAAGGCCAGGACUCGUCCAAAUCCGCCUUCAUGGAGUUCGGGCAGCAGCAGCAGCAGCAGCAGCAGCAGCAGCAACAGCAGCAGCAGCAGCAGCAGCAGCAGCAGCAGCAACAGCAACCGCCGCCGCCGCCGCCGCCGCCGCAGCCGCACUCGCAGCAGAGCUCCCCGGCCAUGGCAGGCGCGCACUACCCUCUGCACUGCCUGCACUCGGCGGCCGCGGCGGCGGCGGCUGCCGGCUCGCACCACCACCACCACCAGCACCACCACCACGGCUCGCCCUACGCGUCGGGUGGAGGCAACUCCUACAACCACCGCUCGCUCGCCGCCUACCCCUACAUGAGCCACUCGCAGCACAGCCCUUACCUCCAGUCCUACCACAACAGCAGCGCGGCCGCCCAGACGCGAGGGGACGACACAGAUCAACAAAAAACUACAGUGAUUGAAAACGGGGAAAUCAGAUUCAAUGGAAAAGGGAAAAAGAUCCGGAAGCCUCGGACCAUUUAUUCCAGCCUGCAGCUCCAGGCUUUAAACCAUCGCUUUCAGCAGACUCAGUACCUGGCCCUUCCCGAGAGAGCCGAACUGGCAGCUUCCUUAGGACUGACACAAACACAGGUGAAGAUAUGGUUUCAGAACAAACGCUCUAAGUUUAAGAAACUGCUGAAGCAGGGCAGUAACCCUCAUGAGAGUGACCCCCUCCCGGGCUCGGCGGCCCUGUCGCCGCGCUCGCCGGCGCUGCCUCCAGUGUGGGACGUUUCCGCCUCGGCCAAGGGCGUCAGUAUGCCCCCCAACAGCUACAUGCCUGGCUAUUCGCACUGGUACUCCUCUCCACACCAGGACACGAUGCAGAGACCGCAGAUGAUGUGA
Molecule: messenger RNA, 897 nt
Organism: Cynocephalus volans (Philippine flying lemur)
Lineage: Eukaryota; Metazoa; Chordata; Mammalia; Dermoptera; Cynocephalidae
Gene: DLX6
Product: distal-less homeobox 6
Exons: 3
Coding region: 1-897 (298 amino acids)
Biological process (GO): cell differentiation; embryo development; negative regulation of transcription by RNA polymerase II
Molecular function (GO): RNA polymerase II cis-regulatory region sequence-specific DNA binding; DNA-binding transcription factor activity, RNA polymerase II-specific
Source: RefSeq, a predicted model, not a curated record